CUGUACGCUUUACAAAUACGUCAUAGCCUGUCGAUACCCAGCGAGAGGUAAAAGAAGUUGCUGAAGAUAAGGGGGUCUGGGGAUAUAUAUGAUGUACACGUCUUCGUUAUAGGAAGCGGAGGGUGGUCUAAAAGAAAAGAUUCAGUUAAGAGCUGACUGGAGAAGACUGGACUGAGCUGGAUGCGCCGAGUCUCCGGGUGGGCUCACACAAACGCAGUCCAGCCAGGAGAGCUUCGUCUUCGUCGUAGUGGCAUUUAAAAGAGAAGUAACCUACAUGCGUUGCUCUGACAAGACAGUUGUUUUAACUAGCUAGCCGUCUAGAAAUGCUGCUUUAGGUCGCUAACUAUGUUAUAACUGUUAAUUACCCAGGACUGAGAAGUGUACUGUGAUAUAUAUGAGCUGUUUGUUUGGCUAGACCAGCUGCGACUUCGGUGUUGUGAACAUCACGAACGUCUUAUAACCAGACCUACUUAUCAAAAAAUACUGCGGGUUUCAGCACGGUUAAAACCAUUUAUAUAUUUACCAUAACCUACGUGUUGGUAAAGUUAUGACCAGCGGUGUAAACUGUACUUUGCAUUUAACGGUAGUUAGCAUAGCAAGCUAACAACUUGCCUUGAAUCUGCUAAAUGCUAGCUAGGUUAGCUAACCUAACUAACAAGCUGUUUAAAUAACGUUAGGAUGUUCAGCCAUGACUUUCUAACUGAUGUUAGGUAGCUAACAAAUUAAUUAUGACAUGACGCGUUAAAAAAAUGUAUAUUACAGUAUCCACUGCAAUAUAUACCCCAGCUGUCGAGGUCUUUAGGAGGAUGGGAACACAAGAGGAGGGAAAAUCCAUUAACGUUAGCUGCUCUUUCCCAUAAGUGAAGCAUCCGCGUAUUGAUUCAGUGCUUACCGUUAUUAGUGAUCCUACAGGGGUUGUGCUCUUUUUUUGGGAGAGACAUCUGACAUCUGCUUUGCACCUUAAGUACCUAAAUACCCCGUUGAGUUGUACAAGCAUGGCCAGUGCCGGUGACGGGGCUGCACAGGCUCAGCUUCUGCCCGCUCUGGCCCCCUCCAACUCCUCACCUUCGGACACUGACAAGGGUUGCGCCAACGGUGACCUGAUGGACUCCUUCGGCAUCUUCUUGCAAGGCCUUCUCGGAGUGGUGGCCUUUAGCACCCUUAUGCUGAAACGCUUCAGAGAACCCAAGCACGAAAGAAGACCCUGGAGAAUCUGGUUUCUGGACACCUCCAAACAGGCCAUUGGGAUGCUGUUCAUUCACUUUGCCAAUGUCUACCUGUCUGACCUCACAGAGGAGGACCCAUGUUCACUAUACCUCAUAAACUUCCUGUUGGAUGCUUCGUUGGGUAUGUUGGUGAUCUAUGGCGGCAUCAGGGCUGUUAGCGCUGUGGUCGAAUGGAGGCAGUGGGACUCGCUACGCUUUGGAGAGUACGGGGAGCCGGUGCAGUGCACUGCCUGGGCAGGUCAGUGUGCACUCUAUAUCCUCAUUAUGAUGUUUGAGAAGGUGGUCAUCAUCCUGGUGCUGCUCAUCCCGCAGUGGAAGAAGCUGGCUAUGCUGAACCCUAUUACAAACCCACAUCUGGAGCUUGCUAUCGUCAUGCUAAUCGUUCCGUUCUUCGUUAAUGCCCUGAUGUUCUGGGUAGUAGAUAAUUUCCUGAUGAAGAAGGGCAGGACAAAAGCUAAACUGGAGGAGAGAGAGGUUGGGGACGACUCUCGUGGAAGCAGCAAAGUGCGUUACAGACGAGCCCUGUCCCACGACGACUCUGAGUCAGAGAUUCUAUUCUCGGCGGAUGAUGAAAUGGAGGAUUCGGACGGUGAUGAGGAUGUACGUAGGCUCGCUGGUCUCAAAUCUGUGAAGAAGAAGAAGCACCGGCUAGGUAUCCCUCCAGGAGAAGUGAAGAAAAAGAAGCGGCCUCCCUUUAAGGAGGAGGACUUGAAAGGAGCGCGCAGUAAGCUGGGGCUGAAGGGAGAGGUGAAGAGUAAAACAUAUGAGGUCAUGGUGGAGUGUGAGCAUAUGGGCAAAGUGGCUCCAUCCGUGUUUAGCGGGGUGCGUUCCGGAGCAGAGACGGCAUUGGAGAAACCCAAACCUGCAGCAGGAAGUGUGUUUGGCAAAUGAGGAUGUCAAUAAAGAAGAGGCAUCAGAAUGAAGAAAUAUGUAUUAAAGGAAAAGAUGAAUGAGCCAGUGCUGUAAGAAAUUAAGAUGGUCUGGAGGACAAACUCCAGCCUUUGGUCAGUGAGGUUUAUUUGACUUUAUUUGAUUUUAUAUACAUAUAUAUAUAUUGGGGCCCACUUGAUUGAACUGCAACAUGAACCGGUGUUUAAAAACACUGACUUGUUAAAAUGUUACGUGUAUAUUCUCUGUUCACUACUAUAUGUUCACUUUUUUAAAAAAGAAAUGCAUAUGUAUUUGCCAAUUUCUAGUCUUAUGUUUUAUACAUUAAAGUUUGAACAUUGUAACAGUUUA
Molecule: messenger RNA, 2465 nt
Organism: Colossoma macropomum (tambaqui)
Lineage: Eukaryota; Metazoa; Chordata; Actinopteri; Characiformes; Serrasalmidae
Product: store-operated calcium entry regulator STIMATE-like
Exons: 10
Coding region: 996-2117 (373 amino acids)
Biological process (GO): activation of store-operated calcium channel activity; chondrocyte differentiation; tissue regeneration
Cellular component (GO): nucleus; cortical endoplasmic reticulum; membrane
Molecular function (GO): calcium channel regulator activity
Source: RefSeq, a predicted model, not a curated record